Thunnus maccoyii (southern bluefin tuna) is the source of this 4481-nucleotide messenger RNA. RefSeq names its product cdc42 effector protein 3. The coding region runs from base 1692 to 2306 and encodes 204 amino acids. The record is from RefSeq and is a predicted model, not a curated record. NCBI's taxonomy places the organism in Eukaryota, Metazoa, Chordata, Actinopteri, Scombriformes, Scombridae. The transcript has 2 exons.
UUAAGUUUAGCAAACAAGAGGAAAGCAUUGAGACAAAAGGAUCCAGGGCCACGUCCUCCUUUUUGCUGGAACAUAAGACUUGGCUGUAAUAUCAAAGCAUGAUGGUGUGUUGGUGAUUUUAAUUUACUCUCUGUGUGACACAGGGACACAAGUUGUUGAAGAUUAAAUAGUUGUAUUCCAAAAAAUAAUCUUUGCAAACCAAAAGACAACAGAAAAUGUGUGAUCCCAGUUACUGCCUGUGAAAACACAAAAAAAAUGCUUUGACCCCACUAUUUUUAACAAAGACAAAUUCCAUACAGCAUAAAAAAGUUGCUGCUCCAAUACAAUUUCCAUUCCUGUAUUGCUAUAGCAUUCCAAAGGCAAAGACAACAUGCUGGAGGCAUGAGAAUUAGAAAUGCAACAACUUAUCUCUCUUGUGCAACCCAGCGUGCCUGUACAUACAUGUCUGUGUGCGAUAGUGUGCUUUGAUUAUAUAGAGAAGCUGUAAGCCUCCAGUCAGGCAGAAGGGUCUGUAGAGUGGGCUGGACUCAGGGGCUUUAGACAAGCCAACAGCAGGCAGGAAAUCAGGAAAUCAGCAGAGUAGGGGGACAAUGACAUGGAGAUUAGAGACCAGUUAACCCCCACCUCUGGGUAGCUGACCUGUUUGUUCACCGACUAAGACUUCCUUUUUUUACAUAAGCACACACACGAUGAAACACACCCACUCUCAGACACAAACACAACCUGUUGAACACUCACUAACCUAUUCAAACUCAACCUCUCUCACGCUUCCCUUCUCUCAAACACAUUCACACACCAUACAGCAGUUAAAAUGAGUUGUGUGCUGUAGUUUCUCCUGCAGUUCAAUCUUUCUCAGUAUCACAGGAAUUAAAUCAGCAGCUCCUACCCUGCGUCCACUCUCCCUCUGGUAAUGGGUGCAGCCAACCAAUCAGCAGGAUUUACUUUAACACUUAUAACUAAAAGGCCAAUUCACAUCACAAUCAGGAUGAUAUCAUCUGAUGGCUGGCAACCAUUCUAAAGUGGAAUAAGUGCAAAUAUAAACUACGCAAAGCCUUAGGAAAAAAAAAUAAAGAAAACGUCCACCUGGAUGCCUUGACACUCUUGUACUCUGACCUCACCUGGCUUAUCUCUUUGGCAAAGAAGACUUUCACCGACAACACACCUGGAGUGUUCUGCAAUGCAAAGGGGAGUUUACACUUGGAAGGAUUAGCAAAAUAAGGAUCAAAUGUCCAAGGACUGAGAACAGUCACCUAGGCAGCAGUAAAGACAAAGGUAAGAGAGUCAAUCUCUUGGCAGUAAGGUUAUUGUGUCUUAAAUGCAACAAAUUGGUGUGUAAGUUGAUUUGGUUGUGUCAUUGAGGAAAACACUAUUUUAACUCACUCUGUUUCUGUCUCAAGGUUGUACAACAAGGUCUUCUCUGUAACGGCUGAACAAGCCCCAUCAUGUCAAAGAAGAGUUUGUGAGUGUGUGCAGGUAUGAGACGCAGCCUAGUUUCCUGACAGAGACGUGUGUGCAUGCGUGGGAUUCAAAUAUCUUGUAUUUUCUCAGGAAGACAGAUGGCAUUACGUUUUUAAGCCUCACCACUUCUUAAGAAUUCAUUAUCAAGCAAAGGAGGAAAUACAAAAGGACACAAAGACUGUUGAGGAUAUAACAAAAGGACAUUCAAGCCUAUAUUAAAAAGAUCUGCCAAGAUGCCACUUAGAACAUCCUUGUACAGAAAGCCAUCCUCUGGUCGUUGGUCCGGCAGAAACUCAAAACGCAGGGAGGUGCUGUCUGUCAACAUGAUCAGCCUACCACUGGCUGAUUUCCGCCACAUCUCACAUAUUGGAAACGAUGCCCAUACAGACAGCUUUGGAGACCUGUCCUUCCUACAGAUGGGCCACAGCUUGCUUCUACAAAGCUCCCAGAGUGAGCAGAACCUCUUUCUGGCAUGCUCUCCACCGCCAAAACCACCUCGUCUGAAUUUGGAUGAGGCAGAGGGUUCAGAGAGCCCUGACUGGUCCGUGGGCCAUCAGCACAAUGCCUCCCAUAAGAGGAAGAAAUGCAGCUCUAUGCCACUGCUGGAUAGUGAGGAAGGAGAGAUGGAAAAAGAGGAUGAGUACCAAAGAGGGAAUGUUGCUCCAAAUCAGACUCACAGCUUUGGACAGGGCAGCCUGAGUUCAGACAAGGAUGGAGACUCCACAGGGACCUGUGACAAACCUGCUGGACAGCAGAAGGAGGAGGACAGUGGCUUUUCCUUUAGCCUUGACCUGGGUCCUUCAAUCCUGGAUGAUGUUCUCCAGGUGAUGGACAAACUCCAACAAUAAAUAAUAUAGUUACUGAGCGUUACUAUGAGAUUGGAAUAUGGAGGAGGGGUCUAACUCUAACCCUUCUGAGGGACACACUUCUGAUUUUAUGGACAAACCAGUAUCCUAAAGAGGUCAUGGUUCAAAUAAAUCUGGAGAUAUCGGUUCCUAUGAUUCUUGGGUACCAAGCAGUUACAAGUGACCUGUGGAGAGAUCUUGUAACACCUAAGUUUUAACGGAGGUAAAGUACUAUACUGGAAAGACUGAUAUACAGGAUGAAAAAUGUUGCCUUUCUUCAGCAUUUCAGUAAAAAAAUGUUACUUUUAUUUAAUCAGAUACCAUUGAAAACUUCUAAGAUGAACAGCGAGCAUGAUCCCAAAGUUAUGAUUCUCCGUAGAUUCACCCCUUGAAGAGAUAGACACGAUUAAGUUAAUGACUGAACUCUGUCUGAUGUCAAACUUGAAGCUGGACAUUUUAACCUUCUUUUACUUUCCUCCUUUGCUAUUGUAAUUCCCCUAACCACACAGCACAGCACUGAAGACGGCUGUUAAGACUUAAGAGUGUUGUGUUUAAGAAAAGGAAAGCUGCGGCUGGAAUCCAAGGUCCUCGAGCUGUGAUGUCUUGGCUCUUGGUGUGCUUGCCAAUCUAUUGUGUGCAGAGGGCAAUUUUUCCUCCGCACGCAUCCCAGAGGCCCCACUCAAAGGUAGACCAAGGUACCCCCCAUCUCUCAUUCCCAACAAUGCAGUAAAAACAAACACUUAGCUCUGCUUCCAAUAAAAGCCAGCCAGUGGUGGCAGGUUGGGCUGCAGACCAAGCCAGGCCACAGGUCCAAGACCUCAGUAGAAAAAAAAAAAUGCCAGAACAGGCUGUUUUCUUAGCUGCAAAUCAGAGUCCAAUACUCUGGUGAGUGGCGCACGAGAAGGAAAGUGGUAAAGGGUAACACGAUACUUCCACAUAUGCAGGGGGUGUCGAGGGAGGAGGACCAGAGACAUCCAUUACUGCAGCAAAAGUCCUGAUGAGGGUUUAAACACUACCUUCUGACCAAACAGACCCCCGACACGUGAAAAAUACAUACUUGCAUCCCACAUACACUUGCCCACAAGUAAAGAGAAACACACGCAUGCACAAGUAAGCAUGCAUGGUUAAUGAGAGAUUUGUGCAUACUACUCCUGACAGUCCAGGUUCAUUUUCCUCAGGUCUAAGGAGAAGAGAGGACAGGGCCUCAGUCUGUGUCUUAGUGGGGGGUUGCCAGGAAAGGCUGUGAGGCAAACCCAGAACCAGUCAAAUUCCUAAGAGCCCCACGGGUCACGCUGCAAAAUAAACGAACCACAAGUGUCCCGCUUCUAGCAAUGGAUUUAGAAAUUCUAUGCAUGUCCAAACAGAUACAGCCAUGUUUGUGGGUACGUCUGCACUGUAUAUCUGUUCUGACAUGUCCCAUUUUAAACUGGAUAUCAUUUCCCCUGUUUCUUGUAUAUUUCAUGAAAAUAACAGAUUGUGAAAAACUGCUUUGAAAAAUGUACUCUGUUCUAUUGUAUUGUAUUUUGGGGAAGUAAAGAAAAAUGUAUUUCAAAUUCCAAGAUUGAUGGUUUUGUGAAUAGAGCUGCUCAUGCCAACAUUUUAGAGUGUUUGUAUGAGAUUGUUUACACACUCUGAUAGACUGACGUUUAUUUGGCGUUUUUAACCGUCAAAAGCCACUGUGGAGCAAUAAGCCUUGUCUGUCACUUAUACCUGACAGUUUCUAGAGAAAUUAUAGCCUUGAAGUAUCCAACACAACAAACAGAACAAUAUUAUUUCAAGGUGGAGAGACACAAAAGCCUAAAUUACACAGGCAUGUCAAGCAGGGUUUUGUGUAGAGCCACAAAUACUGUAUUACAGUAAACUGGACUUUGAAGCUACUGCUGGGCUGUUAGGCAUGCACUGCUCUGAGGCACACCUGUGUCACAAGGCAGUGACAUUCAAUGGGUAACCAGGGUGUGCCGGCAAUUUGGCAGUCUUAUCUAUAGAGGCUACUUUUUUAUGAUAAGCAGGAGAGAGAGCCUUUCAGUAAUACAGACUUAACAUGAGACAGCAUUUCCCCACCUUAAUGACCAAAGGCUAAUUUGUUCACAAGAGAAGGAAGAAUUGUGCAAUGUCGGACAGAUAUUGUGCAAACAAAUUAUUAAGCAAGAACAUGGGUAGACAACUUUAAUCAAUUAA